UCUAUGCAAAGGUCCUGCCUCCCCUGCCUACUCCUCACAUGCAGCUUUGCAGCCUUAGCCGCAGCUGAACGUUUUUUAACCUGAUCUGCCCCAGGAUGUGGCUUCUGGGGUGACGUCGGGCCCAGAUGUUCUCCCCAGACCACGCCCACACCCGGGAUUGAAACACCCUCAGAGCAGCAAUAACGGGCAAAGCUUGUUCUACUGUCACAAUGCAAGGGAAGGGAUAGACCAGCAGCAUUAUUUUUUUUAUGUUUAUUAUUUGGCAUCCUUCAAAAAAAAUCAGCUUUUGAAGCCGAUGAAGCCGCAGCUUCCUGAGCUGGGAUUUCCUCUUUUUCCUUUCACUGGACUUCAAAUGCAUUCACUUUUUAAUGACCGGCCGGGUGGGAUCUUCCUGGACGAAGUGCAGUUUUGGUAAAGCUACCAACCCGGCACUCACAGUACGCAGCGUGCCCAGAGAGAAGACCCAUCCCCCACCCCCUCCGCCCACCAGCUUGGAUAUAUAGAGAUAUAUUUAUAUACAUAUUUUUAUGCAAAGAGAGACAAAGUGCAAUUCGAGAUUAAAACAAACAAUUUCUCUGUAAAAUGGCAGCCGCCGCCUAUGUGGAUCAUUUUGCAGCCGAGUGCCUUGUUUCCAUGUCCAAUGGCGCGAUUGUCCAUAGCCCCAAAGAGGACCCCGACACCUCACCCGAAGGCACAGCCGCCCCUCAUUUUCUGAAUGCUGAAGACAGGCGAGAAGGCAGAGAGACUGGCAAAGACAACGCCUCUUUGAUCGUGGUGGCCAGGAUUUUAGCUGAUCUCAACCAACACGUCCCAGCUCCUGCCCCGCCGACGGAGAGGAGGGAAAAUGUCUCCAAAAAGGAGAAAUUACCUAGCCACCUCUCUCUGUCGGGGGAGCCGGUUCAGGAAGCCGCCUCCCCGGACAGCCGAUGGAGUGGAGAAGCAGCCACACCUACUAGUCCAGCAGGGAGCGAGCCCAGCCUCAAACAAAGGAGCAGACGGGGGAGAAGCCGAGCUGACCCCGAGUCACCUCAGAAAAAGCACAGAUGUCACUACGCGGGCUGCGAAAAAGUUUAUGGCAAAUCCUCCCACCUCAAAGCUCACCUAAGGACUCAUACAGGCGAGAGACCCUUUGCCUGUAGCUGGCAGGACUGCAGUAAGAAAUUCGCCCGGUCCGACGAGCUCGCCCGGCACUACCGCACCCACACAGGGGAGAAGAAGUUCAGCUGUCCCAUCUGUGAGAAGCGUUUCAUGCGCAGUGACCACCUGACCAAACACGCCCGCCGCCACGCCAACUUCCACCCCAGCAUGCUGCGGCGCAGCGCGGAGCAGCUCGAGACGGGCUCGGUCAGUGACUACAGCCGCUCCGACGCCAGCAGCCCCACCAUCAGCCCCGCCAGCUCGCCCUGAACGCACCCGGACUGGGCAACAGCAAAACCUACCACGCACUCUGUGGAGUCUGAGUUGUGUUGCACACGUCUACAGCUCUCUUGUUUGUUGUUGCUGUUUAAAUUUGUUUUUGUUUUUUGGUUUCUUUUUUUUGUUGGAAAA
Dromiciops gliroides (monito del monte) is the source of this 1548-nucleotide messenger RNA. It is a transcript of the gene KLF13, whose product is annotated as Kruppel like factor 13. The record is from RefSeq and is a predicted model, not a curated record. NCBI's taxonomy places the organism in Eukaryota, Metazoa, Chordata, Mammalia, Microbiotheria, Microbiotheriidae. Gene Ontology annotation, molecular function: DNA-binding transcription factor activity, RNA polymerase II-specific; RNA polymerase II cis-regulatory region sequence-specific DNA binding. Gene Ontology annotation, biological process: regulation of transcription by RNA polymerase II.